AUGGACGAAAAACUCAUACAAGACAUAUGCGAACAAACACCCAAUUUUGAUAUCUGUGUCUCUUCCCUUAACUCAGAUCCUAAAAGCUCCAGUGCAGAUAAUCCUGAAUUGGCCCUCAUAAUGGCCAAUGUAAUAAACAUCAAGGCGGCGAAUACUCUAAACCGCAUCAAAGAUUUGCUCCAGGAAAGUUCAGGUGACAGGGAUGCAUUGAUUUCUUGUGUUGAAAACUACAAGGCCAUUUUAGUGGUUGAUCUCCCUCAAGCCAUUAAAGCUUUAACCAAUGGUGCCUAUGAUAUUGCAGAAGAUGGCUUCUUCGAUGCUGUACUUCAAGCUAAUUUUUGUGAAGAUGGUUUCUCAUCAGGGAGUUCUCCUCUGACUGAUAUGAACAAAUAUGUUCAUGACGCAUCCGAUGAUGCUAGGGCCAUAGUGAGGCUACUAAUUUAA
This is a messenger RNA of Ziziphus jujuba (common jujube), 444 nucleotides long. Its product is annotated as cell wall / vacuolar inhibitor of fructosidase 1-like. Gene Ontology annotation, molecular function: enzyme inhibitor activity. The transcript has a single exon. The coding region runs from base 1 to 444 and encodes 147 amino acids. The record is from RefSeq and is a predicted model, not a curated record. Gene Ontology annotation, biological process: negative regulation of catalytic activity. NCBI's taxonomy places the organism in Eukaryota, Viridiplantae, Streptophyta, Magnoliopsida, Rosales, Rhamnaceae.